Hirundo rustica (Barn swallow) is the source of this 1981-nucleotide messenger RNA. RefSeq names its product VRK serine/threonine kinase 2 (gene VRK2). Gene Ontology annotation, molecular function: ATP binding; protein serine/threonine kinase activity. The record is from RefSeq and is a predicted model, not a curated record. Bases 341 to 1981 code for a protein of 546 amino acids. NCBI's taxonomy places the organism in Eukaryota, Metazoa, Chordata, Aves, Passeriformes, Hirundinidae. Gene Ontology annotation, biological process: peptidyl-serine phosphorylation; signal transduction. The transcript is spliced from 16 exons. Gene Ontology annotation, cellular component: nucleus; cytoplasm.
CGCUAAUUGGUUGAUGAUAAGCAGGGAAAAAGAAAAAAGCCCCAUCUCCACUUCAGCCCAACAGGAAAAAAGGAUUUCUUAGUCUCACCCACAAAACGCGGGAAUGUGCUAUUAGCAGGGCCAAAGGCUCUAGAAUUAAAUUCUGAUCUGCUUAGAACUUUUCUCAGGUUUGUCUUCUGAUUCCCAGUCAACUAUUUCGAGGUAAUUUUCUUCUGGAAAGAUCCUUCACCCAGGUGAUGGGGCUGAUCGACUCCUGAAUCAGCUGCAUCUCUCCUCUGUCCCUGCCUGGAACCUGCCUGAGGUGGCCCUUACCUCUUCCACUGUGCUGUUCUGGGGUACGAUGCCGCCCAAAGGUCCCCGCAGAGGCAAGCUGCCAGUCCCGCUCCCUAAAGACAUGAUCCUGAAAGACACCGAAGGAAAAACCUGGAGGCUGGGCAGUCAGAUCGGCCAGGGAGGAUUUGGCCUGAUCUAUUUAGCAUCCCCUCAAACUCAGGUUCCUGUAGAAGAUGAUGCGGUACAUGUCAUUAAAGUGGAAUAUCUUGAAAAUGGCCCCUUGUUUUCUGAGCUGAAGUUUUACCAGAGGGCUGCAAAACAAGACCAUAUAAGAAAAUGGAUGAAUCUCAAAAAAAUAAGAUGUUUAGGAAUUCCAGUGUUUUGGGGAUCAGGCCUGGCUGAGUACAAGGGAAAAAGCUACAGGUUCAUGGUCAUGGAGAGACUGGGGCAAGACCUUCAAAGAAUCUUUGAAGAUUGUGGAAGCAGGUUUAAGAAGGAGGUUGUUCUGCAACUUGGGGCACGAAUGUUGGAUACUUUGGAAUACAUACAUGAAAAUGAGUAUGUCCAUGGGGACAUUAAAGCAGCAAAUCUUCUUCUGGGCUACAGCAAUCCUCAUGAGGUUUAUCUUGCAGAUUAUGGACUUUCCUACAGAUAUUGUCCCAAUGGGAACCACAAACAGUAUCAGGAAAAUCCUAGGAAGGGCCAUAAUGGGACAAUAGAGUUUACCAGCAUAGAUGCCCACAAGGGAGUAGCCCCAUCCAGACGAGGUGACCUUGAAAUCCUUGGCUACUGCAUGCUGCAGUGGUUGUGUGGGAAGCUGCCCUGGGAGCAGAACCUCAAGGACCCUGUAGCUGUCCAGACUGCGAAAACAAAACUUAUGGAUGAGCUCCCAGAUUCAGUGCUGAGGUGUGAUUCUCCUGGAAGCAGCUGCAGUGAAAUAGCCAAGUUUCUGGCCUCUGUUUCUGGCUUAGCUUAUGCUGAGAAGCCAAAGUAUCAAGUGCUGAAGAAAAUCCUGCUGGAUGGCCUGGAGUCAAGUGGGAUGCGCUACGACGGCCCUCUGGAAUUUUCCGCGGCAGCAGCGUGCACACGGAAUCACCGCACUGCUAAGGCAUCCAGAGUUUGCUCCCCAAAGCCUCCACCAAAACCAGCUCAGCAGAAGGGAAAAAAGCCGGAAGGUGAAGAACCUGCCUGUCACAGCAAAACAAGUGUGGGGCUGACAGGCACACAGCUCCUGGGAGAAGAAAAGCCAAAAACACAGAACAGGAGGCAUCCCCAGGGAGAGCUGCAGCAGGCUCCCCUGGCCAGGCCUUCCCCCAAACCAGUGCAGCAGAAGGAAGACACGGCGCACAAGGGCCACUCCAGCUGCCUGAGCAGGCCCCACACCCGAGGAACAUGCCGGCAGUUCCAGGUGGAAGAGAAGCUGCUCAGCUUUUACACUACACAGCAGAAGCCUGAGCACCCGAAAAAGGAAGACACUGCAAGAGAGCUGCCGCCAUUUGACCCCUACAGAAUACUCUCAGAAUCCCGAAAGAAACUCAAUCACCUUGUAGCUCCAGUUCCUGCAGCAGCAUCCCAGGCUGGUGCUGACACCACUCGUCCCUCUCUCUCUGUUGUGUUUAGGCUGGCAUUUGCUGAUGAAACCUACCCCUACACUGCAGCUGUUCUGGUGCUUCUGCUGCUCAUUGUUCUGUCCUUGUUUCUGCUUUGA